Molecule: messenger RNA, 1698 nt
Organism: Darwinula stevensoni
Lineage: Eukaryota; Metazoa; Arthropoda; Ostracoda; Podocopida; Darwinulidae
Source: the annotation of a GenBank genome assembly
AUGUCUGACGUAACGAGGAACAAAGGCCGCGCGGGAGAAUCAUGGGUGUGUGUCAAGCAAAUAGUUUCAUUCCUGCAACUGCAUGCACUGCAGGUCUGCGACGGGGAGGAGCUAUGUGUAGACGGGUCUGACGAGACCCUCAUCUGCGACCAAUUCGACGAGAUCUGCCAGUCCUUGAAUGGUGCCUUCUCCUGCACGAACGAGAGGAAAUGCAUCACCCCGGACCUCCGAUGCAACGGCGUGGACGAUUGCAAAGACGGCUCCGACGAGAACGACUGCCCCGAGUACUGCAAGAGCGUCGGACUUCUCUCCUGCGAGACGAAAGGCGGCUGCCUGACGGAAGACAAAUGGUGCAACAUGAUUCUCGACUGCCCCGAUAUGUCCGAUGAGACUCAUUGUAAAGUCGAACUCUACAAGAAGCACGAUGAAGUGUGUAACUGCGAACAAGUCUGCGUCCGCCGCCCCAACGAUACCGAUUACUGCUACGAAAAGAACUGCAAGUCCCAACAGCUUCACGACUUUGGCCGAACGAUAGCCGAAUCGAGGACCAAGGACAUGAGCGACCUAUUGCAGAUUUACACUCCAGAUCGAGACGAGGUGCAAAAGUACGGGAUAAGCGCCAGAAACCUCAUCGCCAGCUGCAGUUUCGACAAUCGAGAUUGCUCCUACAAGGAUUUCCACGAAUGGCGGAGCGACGACUAUGGGAAUUGCUUCACCUUCAACAGUCCAUUCUUGGAGAAGUACGUAGAAGACUCGAAAGGGAACUACGUGAAACAAGACGUGCUUCCACGCGAGGGCUUCAACAUCGCUCCUGGGAUCCUCACCACUGCCUCAAUCAAACGGGAGGACGUCCUUCGAGUCGGAAGUCCCUAUGGAGAAUGCAACGAUUGGGAAUGGGAACACCUUGGAAACUACUCUCAAUCAGCAUGCUUCAAGUUGUGCGCCGAGGGUUGGUACCGUCAGAUGUGCGACUGCAAGAGGAGUGUGAAUCCCCUUUUCGACAAACUCAACGACAAGUCUCAAUGCAAUGUCCUCAACGUCUCUCAGUGUGCGGAUCCCUUUGUCUCUCCAAGCAGCGGUUCGGAAGUGGCGAUUCCCAACGUGAAAUUCCUCCGCGCUCUCUCCUUCUACAAACGAUUCCAGUUUGGAAAAGAUGCCUGCAACAGACCGAGUGACGAUAAGAACACGGCCUACCUACACGUUUACUUCGAGGACAACAGCUACAAGUUGAUCCAAGAAAGCCCUGCUUAUACUUGGGUGACCCUCGUGUCGAACUUGGGCGGGUCUAUCGGCCUUUUUGUCGGACUGAGCUUGAUCACCGCGCUCGAGCUCUUCUUCUUCUUCGCUGAGGUAUUCUCCUUCUGCUGCUUUAAACGUCGUCAUCGCAUCCGGGACAGAAAGAACUCAGAGCAGCAACUCAAUGUUCAGCGCCAGUGCAAGCAACAGCCAAAGGUAGGAACGGUGGCAGUGAACCACGCGUCGACGCAGGAGAGGGAAAUGCAAGAGACGUGGAUGCAGACCCCGGUCCAGGUGGCACCGUUCUUCGUGAACCCUGCUCUUGAGAGAAAGUCUGGGUCUUUCUCCUAACGUCACAGAGAUAUGCUUUGCUUCUGAUGCAACAAACGACCGUGACUCCGAAGAAUUUCCUGAUUCAUCACGUGUUCUGAAUACAGUCAACUUGCAAUCCUGCACCCGCAC